Molecule: messenger RNA, 4323 nt
Organism: Maudiozyma saulgeensis
Lineage: Eukaryota; Fungi; Ascomycota; Saccharomycetes; Saccharomycetales; Saccharomycetaceae
Source: the annotation of a GenBank genome assembly
AUGUCUAAUAUUUCUAAAUAUUUUACACCGGUCCCUGAUGCCUCAGUGACAUUCAAUGGUGCGAAUAUUGAAUUAGGCAACGGUUUUGGCCACAAGGUCCACAAUAAAGAUCCUGAGGCUGAUAUCAUAUCAGCCGCUGCUGCCGAAGGCUCAGAAGAACAUAUUCUUCAUGAUUUAACUUUCAGAACUUCACAAGGUGAAAUGGUUCUUAUUUUAGGUAAACCAUCUUCUCCGUUAUUCAAUGCCCUUUUCCAUGGCCACAAAAAUUUAAAAUAUUCUCCAGAAGGUGGCAUUAAAUUUAAGGACAAUGAAUACAAGGCUUUUUCGUCAAAGUGUCCUCAACAAAUUAUUUACAACAAUGAACAAGAUAUUCAUUUUCCUUUCCUGACUGUCGAACAAACAAUCGAUUUCGCUUUGAGUUGUAAAUUCGAUAUUCCAAAGGAGGAACGUAUUGCUUUAAGAGAUGAAUUGUUAAAGGAAUUCGGUCUUUCUCAUGUCUUGAAGACUUUGGUUGGUAAUGAUUAUGUUCGUGGUGUUUCUGGUGGUGAACGUAAGCGUAUUUCAAUUAUCGAAACUUUUGCUGCCAAUGGUUCUGUAUACCUAUGGGAUAAUUCUACCAAGGGUUUGGAUUCUGCAACUGCGUUAGAUUUCUUAUCCAUUUUACAAAAGAUGGCCAGAGCUACUAGAUCUGUUAAUUUUGUCAAGAUUUCUCAAGCUUCCGAUAAGAUUGUUUACAAGUUUGAUAAAAUUUUGAUGCUUACUGACUCAUACCAAGUGUUUUACGGUACUAUCGACGAAUGUAUGACCCAUUUCCGUGACUCUUUAGGUAUCGAGAAAGAUCCAAAUGAUUGUAUUAUUGAAUAUUUAACAUCUAUCUUAAAUUUCCAAUUUUCUACUCAAAACAUGAAGUCUCAUUUGAUUCCAAGAUCUGAAACUGAUUUGUAUGAAUUAUGGAAGGAAACUGAAUAUUACACUCGUUGUAAAGAGGAAGUGGAUGCUCAUGGUGCGCCAGGUAAUACUGAUAUUCCAGAGGAGGAUACCACUCCAACUUUUGCCAUUUCUCUAACAAAACAACUAGAUUUCGUUACAAGAAGAGCGUUUGACAGAAGUAUCGGUGAUAAAUCUUACUUAAUUUCUCAAUUUGUGUCCGUGGUUAUCCAAUCUUUGGUUAUUGGUUCCUUAUUUUAUGAUGUCGCUAAGACUACAAUCGGUUCUUUUUCUAGAGGGUCAUUGAGUUUCUUCGCUAUUUUAUUCUUUACUUUCCUUGCUUUAUCUGAUUUACCUGCUGCUUUCCAAAGACAAUCUGUUGUUAUGAAACAUGUUAACUUACAUUUUUACUACAGUUGGGUCGAGACACUAGCAUCUACAUGUUUUGAUUACACAUUUAAAUUCUUUUUAGUCGUUGUUUUCUCCAUUAUCUUAUAUUUCUUAGCUCAUUUGAAGUACGAGGCUGCAAGAUUCUUCAUCUUCUUAUUAUUCCUGUCAUUUUAUAACUUCUCAAUGGUCUCAUUAUUUACUCUAACUGCACUAAUGAGUCCAACAUUGUCUAUUGCUAAUUUAUUUGCUGGUAUUUUAUUAUUAGCCAUUGCUAUGUAUGCUUCUUAUGUUAUUCAUUUGGAGGAUAUGCACCCAUGGUUUAUUUGGAUUGCCUACCUUAACCCAGCUAUGUUCAGUAUGGAAGCCAUCUUGAGUAAUGAAUUGUUUACCUUGAAAUUGGAUUGUACCGAAAGUAUUAUUCCAAGAGGUCCCGCAUACGUUAAUGUCACUUUUUCAAACAAAGCAUGUGCUUGGCAAGGUGCAACUUUAGGUAACAACUAUGUUAGAGGUCAAGAUUACCUAAGCUCCGGUUUGAAGUACAAGUACCACCAUGUCUGGAGAAACUUUGGUAUCCUAAUUGGUUUCUUAUGUUUCUACCUUUUCUUAUCAUUAUUCGUUUCUGAAUACAUUACUCCAUUAUACACUCGUCAGAACUUAUUAAAAUUCCAGGCUUAUUUGAGACGUCAUGGUAUCAUAAGUGGUUCCGAUCUUGAAUUCGAAGAGGAAUUAUACAAUGAGCCAAUGGUAUCUUCUAGUUCUUCAUCAAGUUCUCUAGACUCCGUACACAAAGAAAUCCCAGAAGGUUCAAAAGAUGAGGAAGAAAAAUCUCCAUCUAAUGGUGAAACCGGAGCUACUGUUCAAUCUCAAAAACACGUUAUCUCAUGGAAAAAUAUUAACUACACUGUAGAAGGCAACAAACAAUUAAUUAAUGAUGUAUCUGGUUAUAUUUCGUCUGGUCUGACGGCUCUUAUGGGUGAAUCAGGUGCCGGUAAGACAACAUUGUUAAACGUCUUAUCUCAAAGAACUGAAAAGGGUGUUGUAACCGGUGAACUGCUGAUUGAUGGCCAACCACUAACCAAUAUUGGUGCUUUCAGAAGAAGUAUCGGUUUUGUUCAACAACAAGAUGUCCACUUAGAUCUAUUAACCGUUAAAGAAUCCCUUGAAGUUUCCUGUAACCUAAGAGGUGAUGGUGACAUGGUAUACUUGGCAUCUAUUGCUAAGUUAUUAAGAUUACCUGCUGAUAAAUUGGUUGCCGACUUAUCUCCAACAGACAGAAAAUUGUUAUCCAUUGGUGUUGAAUUAGUCACCAAACCGUCUCUAUUGUUGUUCUUAGAUGAACCUACAUCUGGUCUAGAUUCAGAAGCUGCUCUAACUAUUGUUAAGUUUUUGAAAAAAUUAUCUGAACAAGGCCAGGCUAUUCUUUGUACUAUCCACCAACCUUCUAAGAGUGUUAUUAGCCAUUUUGAUAAUAUUUUCUUACUGAAAAGAGGUGGUCAAUGUGUUUACUUCGGUGAUAUUGAGAACGCUUGUGACUACUUUGUAAACCAUGACAACCUCUUAACUUACGAUCAUGAAACUGAAAACCCUGCUGAUUUUGUUAUUGAUGUUGUUGGCGGUAAAGUUCGUGAUGGGGAAGCUAAUAAGCUUGAUUGGGCAACAACGUGGCAACAAUCUCCUCAAAAGGUUGAAAUUUUCAAGACUUUAGAUACACUAGAGGCUGAAGCACGUGAUUCCAAUGUCGAUUUUACUACCUCUGCCUGGACUCAACCUUCUUACAUGGCUCAAUUAAGAUACAUUAUUAAAAGACAAUAUAUUUGUACUAAAAGAGAUAAGGUUUACGUGAUUUCGAAGUUUGGUUUGAAUGCUGGUGCUGGCCUGUUCAUCGGUUUCUCCUUCUGGAGAACCGGUCAUAAUAUAUCUGGUUUACAAAAUGCUAUUUUCUUGGCUUUCAUGAAUAUGUGUUUAUCAUCUCCUCUAAUCAAUCAAGUACAGGAUAAAGCCCUACAAUCAAAGGAUGUCUUCAUUGCAAGAGAAAAUAGAUCUAAUACUUACCAUUGGACUGUCUUAUUGAUUGCACAAACAGUCGUCGAAUUACCUCUGGCCAUCGCAAGUUCUACAUUGUUCUUCCUCUGUUGUUACUUCUGUUGUGGCUUUUCAAAUGCUCCACAUAUUGCUGGUGUCUUCUACCUGAACUAUAUUUUAUUCAGUGCAUACUAUCUAACUUUCGGUCUUUGGUUGAUGUAUUCCGCUCCAGAUUUACAAACGGCAGCUGUGUUCGUUGCAUUCUUAUACUCUUUCACAGCUUCGUUCUGUGGUGUUAUGCAACCAUAUUCUUUGUUCCCACGUUUUUGGACAUUCAUGUACAGGGUUUCUCCUUACACAUAUUUCAUUGAGACAUUUGUAAGUUUACUUCUACACGAUAGACCCGUUAUUUGCAAAAAUAGUGAACUGGUUCCAGGUCAGCCAUUAGUGGGUCAAACAUGUGGUGAAUUCAUGGCACCUUACAUUGAAGAAUUCGGUGGUUACUUAAAAAAUCCAAACACAUUUACUGUUUGUGGUUACUGUACCUAUACUGUCGGUGAUGAUUUCUUAGCUGUUGAAAACAUGAGUUAUCACCAUAGAUGGAGAAACUUUGGUCUAGAGAUUGUAUUUGUUGUCUUCAAUUUCUGUGCAAUGUUCGUAGGUUUUUACUUAACUUACAUCAAAAAUGUUUGGCCAGGUGUUUUCUCCUGGUGUAUGAAGGCGACUGGUCUAAACCGCUUAUUGAAAUUAGAUAUUAAUAAAAGUAAUUAUAUUGAUGAAAAUGGUAACUCGAAUGAAAAAGCAGAAUCAUUCGAUGUCAGAGAAGACUCGAUUGAAGAACCGGUUGCACAAUCCAUGGAGAUGGUUCCUGGCUCUAUUGAAGAACCUAAAAUCAAUACUGCUGCAUCCGCUUCCAUCGAACAACCAUAUAUAACUCCUUUGGAAACACCAAGUAUCGUUCAAAAUGAAGGAAAUAAGUUGUAG